AUGAAUUUCCCAAUGCUGACCUUCAUUAUCUGUGGGUUGCUAACUCAGGUGACCAAAGCUGGCUGGUCUGAAUCAAAAUGCUGGAAGAAUGAUUUAGGGCACUGCAGAAGACGAUGUUUAGAUGAUGAAAGGUACAUACGUCUUUGUAAGAGCAAGGUAUCAUGUUGCAUUCCCAUAACUUCAUCACCUGUAUACACUCUCAAACCUCUACCUCCCUUGUUCCAUCUAGAGAAUAUAACCAUUGAUUUGAGUGAAUUGACACCUUUUCCUUUAUCGCCAAUGUCCGGGAUAAAUGAUGCAGUAACAUUUAAUGAAAACAAGAUUACAGAAUCCCCAAAUACUUUGACUGUUUCUUCCCAGUCUGUCCCAUCACCUUCUAGGAUACCUCUUGUUGAUUAA
Messenger RNA from Castor canadensis (American beaver), 399 nucleotides. RefSeq names its product defensin beta 125 (gene Defb125). Gene Ontology annotation, biological process: innate immune response. Gene Ontology annotation, cellular component: extracellular region. Lineage: Eukaryota; Metazoa; Chordata; Mammalia; Rodentia; Castoridae. The record is from RefSeq and is a predicted model, not a curated record.